CACUUGUCGACUCCAAGAGAAGAGAUCUCGUGAUCAAUACAGUCCUCCCCCCUCUGAACACAGCACUGUCAUUGUCCUUCCCAAAGUUGCUUCCCUUGGUGUUCCUGCUCGCCAAAGGCCAUGGCAUCCCAAACCCAGGGUAUUCAGCAACUGCUCCAAGCCGAGAAACGGGCGGCCGAGAAGGUCUCCGAGGCCCGGAAGCGUAAGAACCGUCGAUUGAAGCAAGCCAAAGAAGAGGCUCAAGCCGAGAUCGAGAAGUAUAAGGCGGAACGCGAGAAGCAGUUCAAGGAUCAUGAAGCCCGCCAUGUGGGCUCCCGAGGGGAUAUCGCGGCUAGGAUUGAGGCGGAUACCAAGACCAAGAUCGUUGACAUGAACAAAUCCGUGGAUACGAACAAGGAGAAGGUCAUUGGUCAACUCAUUGACAUGGUGUGUGAGAUCAAACCCGAGGUCCAUAAGAACUUCCGGGGAUAAUCGGAUAGUUGGAUGGAUCGAUAGGCAUGAUUUGGGCCACACCUAUGGUAGCUCCCACCAUUUGGUUCGAUGAGCGUGGAAUGAUCUGUGUUUUAUUGUUACAUUCUAAUUCUAUUGUGAAUAAACCAUCAAUUAGUUCUUUGAAAAAUGAAA
Molecule: messenger RNA, 624 nt
Organism: Tigriopus californicus
Lineage: Eukaryota; Metazoa; Arthropoda; Copepoda; Harpacticoida; Harpacticidae
Gene: Vha13
Product: V-type proton ATPase subunit G-like
Exons: 1
Coding region: 121-471 (116 amino acids)
Biological process (GO): proton transmembrane transport
Cellular component (GO): vacuolar proton-transporting V-type ATPase complex
Molecular function (GO): proton-transporting ATPase activity, rotational mechanism
Source: RefSeq, a predicted model, not a curated record